AUGCAGUCCCCGAGUGCGCUUCGUCUUGCAGCGCUCGCCGUCUCGGCCUCGCUCGCCGCCAUGAGCGCGAGUGCGCAGCUCGUGGGCUCGAGCACGGCGGAAACGCACCCCCCGCUCACGACGCAGACCUGUACCAAGAAAAGCGGCUGCAAGGACGACGCGACGUCGGUGGUGAUCGACGCCAACUGGCGCUGGCUGCACGAGGCCACGGGCACGAAGAACUGCUACACGGGCAACAAGUGGGACGAGACGCUGUGCCCGGACCCCAAGAAGUGCGCGACCAACUGCGCGCUCGAGGGCGCCGACUACACGGGCACGUACGGCGUCACGACCGAAGACGAUACGCUGAACUUGCAGUUCGUGACCAAGGGGCCGUACAGCACGAACAUCGGCUCGCGUGUGUACGUCAUGGACGCGGACGACGAGCACUAUCGGAUGUACAUGCUGCUGAACCAGGAGUUCACCUUCGACGUGGACGUGUCCGAGCUCGGCUGCGGUCUCAACGGCGCGCUGUACUUUAUCGAGAUGGAGGCCGACGGCGGCAAGAAGCGCUUCCCGACGAACAAAGCCGGCGCCAAGUACGGCACGGGCUACUGCGACGCGCAGUGUCCGCGCGACAUUAAGUUCAUCAGCGGCGAGGCGAACAUUGUCGACUGGACGCCGAGCAAGACGGACGAGAACUCGGGCUCGGGCAAGUACGGCGCGUGCUGCGGCGAGAUGGACAUCUGGGAGGCCAACAGCAUCAGUAACGCGUACACGUCGCACCCGUGCACGACCACGACCAAGACGGUUGGCGCGCACCGUUGCACGACCGAGAAGGAGUGCGGCGUCGACAAGAACCGCUACAACGGGGUCUGCGACAAGGACGGCUGCGACUUCAACCCGUACCGCAUGGGCAACAAGACGUUCUUCGGCCCGGGCGCCGAGUUUGCCAUCGACACGACCAAGAAGAUCACGGUCGUGACUCGGUUCUACACGGACGACAACACGGCGAAGGGCACGCUCGUGGACAUCACGCGCCACUACGUGCAAGACGGCAAGACGUUCGAGAUGGCGCAGUCGACGUUCAAGGCGACCAAGGGCAUGAACUCGCUCACGGACGCCAAGUGCGCGACGACCAAGAAGCUCUUUGGGGACAAGGACGACCACAAGGCCAAGGGCGGGCUGGCGCAAAUGGGCCUCUCGAUGAGCCGCGGGAUGGUGCUGGCCAUUAGUUUGUGGGCCGACCACGCGGCCCAGUGCCUGUGGCUCGACUCGGACUACCCCGUGACGGCCGACAAGUCGAAGCCCGGUGUCUCGCGCGGCACGUGCGCGACGACGUCCGGUCUCCCUGAAGACGUCAUUGCUGAGCAGGCCAAGUCGACCGUGCGGUUUACCAACAUCCGCAUUGGCGACAUUGGCACAACGGUGAAGGGCAUCAGUACCAAGAAGAGCGCCAUGGCGGUCCAGGACGACGACGAGGAGGAGGACAGCGAGGAAGCCGGCAACGCUACGAAGCAGUCCAGCACUCCGUCAGUGGCAUCCGCGGCGAAGAAGGGUGACAGUGAGAUCGCUGGGGAGGCCGACCCGGCAGUGGUGGACCCGACGGCGACUAAGGGCGACGACGCGGAAGAGGAGGACUUGACGGCCACGAAGGGAGACGACACGGAAGAGGUGGACCUGACGGCCACGAAGGGCGACGACACGGAAGAGGUGGACCUGACGGCCACCAAGGGCGACGACACGGAAGAGGUGGACCUGACGGCCACGAAGGGUGACGACACGGAAGAGGUGGACGUGGACCUGACGGCCACGAAGGGAGACGACACGGAAGAGGUGGACGUGGACCUGACGGCCACGAAGGGAGACGACACGGAAGAGGUGGACGUGGACCUGACGGCCACGAAGGGAGACGACACGGAAGAGGUGGACCUGACGGCCACCAAGUCCGACACCGCAUGCAAGCGCCGUCAGCGCCGUGCUUAG
Hyaloperonospora brassicae is the source of this 1965-nucleotide messenger RNA. The record is from the annotation of a GenBank genome assembly. NCBI's taxonomy places the organism in Eukaryota, Oomycota, Peronosporomycetes, Peronosporales, Peronosporaceae.